AAAACAGACGCGCUCAGUCCAGAGCGGGACAACUUGCAAAGAGAGAGCGAGGACAACGAGGGCAGGAAGAAGACACAAAGAUGAUGAUGAUGACCAUGGACGGCAAGCAGCACUUCGGCCUUCACGAGGGCAUGCGCAGAGUGUGCGGGCAGGGGCCUCAGCUCCAGGCCAAUAUAUUGGGAGGCGGCGUGGAGGAGAGCCUGCUGGCUCGAGCGGAGGCUCUGCAGGCGGCGGCUGACAGCAUCCUCGUCUCCCAGGCAAGGAGAGACGCCAGCUUCCAUACCAUGAGCGGCGUGCCCUCUUGCGCCGCCUCUUCCUCCUCUUCCUCCACCGUCUCGUCCAUCAUCGCCUCACACCAUCAUCACAACUUUCAGAACCACCAGCUGGGACCCAGCCUGGAGGCCGGGGACCUUCUGGAGCACCUCUCCAGCAGCCUGGGGAUGACCGGGAUGGGCGCUCCCGAGCCGGGCGUGACGCACCAUCACCAGCACCCUCACCACCAUCAUCACCACCACCACCUCCAGACCAUGGGGCAGCUGCACCAGGCCAUGGCCGCCAUGGGCCACCCGCACCCGGCCGUGCCGGCGCACGGCGACGUGGAGUCGGACCCGCGUGAGCUGGAAGCCUUCGCUGAGCGUUUCAAGCAGAGGCGGAUCAAACUGGGCGUAACCCAGGCGGACGUGGGCUCGGCCCUGGCCGACCUCAAGAUCCCCGGCGUGGGCUCCUUGAGCCAGAGCACCAUCUGCAGGUUCGAGUCGCUCACGUUGUCGCACAACAACAUGAUUGCGCUCAAGCCCGUCCUGCACGCCUGGCUGGAGGAGGCGGAGGCGGCUCACCGGGACAGGAGCGCCGCCGCGCCGGAGCUCAUGGGGGGAGGGGGCGGCGGCGGCGGGGCGGAGGACGCCAGGCGGCGGAGGCGCACUUCCAUCGCCGCCCCGGAGAAGCGCUCCCUGGAGGCCUACUUCGCCAUUCAGCCCAGGCCGUCGUCGGAGAAGAUCGCCGCCAUUGCCGAGAAACUGGACCUGAAAAAGAACGUGGUGCGCGUGUGGUUCUGCAACCAAAGGCAGAAGCAGAAGCGCAUGAAGUACUCGGCCGUACAUUGA
Messenger RNA from Syngnathus typhle (broad-nosed pipefish), 1103 nucleotides. RefSeq names its product POU class 4 homeobox 3 (gene pou4f3). The record is from RefSeq and is a predicted model, not a curated record. Gene Ontology annotation, molecular function: RNA polymerase II cis-regulatory region sequence-specific DNA binding; DNA-binding transcription factor activity, RNA polymerase II-specific. Gene Ontology annotation, biological process: regulation of transcription by RNA polymerase II. The coding region runs from base 81 to 1103 and encodes 340 amino acids. Lineage: Eukaryota; Metazoa; Chordata; Actinopteri; Syngnathiformes; Syngnathidae. The transcript is spliced from 2 exons.